CCCGUCUCGAAAGUUCAAUGAAGGCAGACGCGUCCCUCCAGCCAGGAACAUGAAGGGGUUAUCGGGCAGCCGCUCCCAGCACCAAAUCCCUUUACCCUACGGCUUGGACUAUGACCCGCACGUCCAUGACGUCCACGCUCACCAUGGCGCUGAGUCACGUCACUCUUCCUACCUGCUCAGCCCCACAGAGAGCUGCCCCAUGGACUUCCACCACCGGUACUCCCCGCGGAGCUCUAUCCACUCUGACUGCAUGAUGAUGUCCCCCGUCAUGAUGCCCCCAGCUGCUACAUCUGACCACAUUUCCAGCAGCACCUUCCCAAGAAUGCACUACAGCUCUCAGUAUUACGACUCAGCCACAAGGGACGACUGCGCUGCCAUCACAGCCUCUGCCACUUCCCCAGCUGUAGCUGCUGCCGCCGCCGCCGCCGCCGCCUCCUCCCAUCUCUCUGGCACCAAGAGCAACCGCCUUCCUGCUAACCUACUAGACCAGUUUGAGAAACAACUGCCACUUCAUCGCGAUGGCUUCCACACGUUACAGUACCAGCGCACCUCCACCACCACUGAGCAACGCAGCGAGAGUCCUGGCCGCAUCAGACACCUUGUUCAUUCUGUCCAGAAGCUCUUCACCAAGUCCCACUCCCUGGAGGGAUCAUCCAAGAUGAAUGGCACAAAAGGUGAUAUGAUGGGAGGUGGAGGAGGACCAGGGGGUUAUCACCAUCAUGGCCACCACUCCGUCAAACAUGGUAGCAAGAGGAGCAAAAGCAAAGAACGAAAGCAACGCUCAGGUGGCUGGUGGAGCUCCGACGACAACCUGGAUAGUGACAGCACCUACCGCACACCCAGUGUCAUGUCCAGACACCACGGGGAACACGUCAGCCACUGCUACCCUGAUUCCAUGCACAGCCACCACUAUGGAGAUCUGUCACUCAAGACCUCUAAGAGUAACAAUGAUGUCAAGUGCUCUGCCUGCGAGAGCAUGGCCAUGGCACCCGAGGGCAAAUUCAUGAAGAGGAGCUCCUGGUCGACACUUACAGUCAGCCAGGCAAAGGAGGCCUAUAGGAAGUCAUCGCUUAAUCUAGAAAAACCCAUGAUGCAUACAGACCUCAAGCCUUCCAUGCGUACAUGUCACUACCUGCAGGUGCCCCAGGACGAGUGGAGCGGAUACCCAGGUGAAAACGACGAUGAGAUACCAUGUCGGAGAAUGCGUAGCAGUAGCUAUGUCAAAGCUAUGGGAGAAGUGGAUGAUGAAAGUGGUGACUCUGAGACCAGCCCUAAGACCUCCCCACAGAAGUCCAUACGGCCUGAUGCUCUCGUCCUCAAAUCAGCCAUGCAGAGACCCCAUUUAGACCCCCAAAGCCAGGGCUACCACUUGCAAACCAGGGAUAUGCGGCCCCACCCAAGUGUCACGCUGGACCCUGCCACUUUUCAUCCCCCACCCUUCCGGUCUCGCAACCAGAGCUACAUGCGUGCCGUCAGCACCCUCAGUCAGGCUAGCUGCGUCAGCCAGGUGAGUGAGACUGAGAUCAAUGGCCAGUUUGAGUCAGUUUGCGAGUCCGUUUUUAGUGAAGUAGAAUCCCAGGCCAUGGAGGCUUUGGACCUGCCUGGUUCGUUCCGCACUCGAAGCCACAGUUACCUCCGUGCUAUUCAGGCUGGUUAUUCCCAAGAUGACGACUGCUUGCCUUCAAUGACAUCCUCCACUGUCACUUCAACUCUCAGAUCCACAACAGAGGGAUAUGAUCUUUUGGAUGGGACCUCUUUACUAAAUGAAGACAUGAUAGAGGAUGAUGAUGGUGCUAGCUCCUCUGCAUAUGCAGAACUGGAGAGGCUGGAGAGAGAGACUGCUGCUGCUCGCAGCCACCACAGUACUAGCUCCACCGUAACAGCCAUCUCUGUCCCACCGGCAUCCCCGCCUUCAUACAGGGUCCCUUCUGCAUCACCCAUAUCCUCUGAGCCACCGGUCCCUCAGGCCAUCCAGGCCUUUAAAGAGUCUGCCAACAUGGUUGCUGCCUUCAACCUGCAAUGGAAGGAUGAAAUCUCGGCAAUGCGUUAUGAGCUGGCAGAGCUGCGUAGAGAUGUCUGUGGGGAAUUAAAGACUUUCAAUAGCAACUUCUUCAACUUUACUCAGUGCUAUAACAUGUGGACUUUGUGCCGGGAACCUUGCAGUGACAGCAUGACACAAACAGAUGACAGAGUCUCUAUAGGGAUCCAAGCAGGCUCAAGUUGGUCAGUUCGACAGAAUAAAGAGGACAAGUCAGUGAUGUGCCAACCAGAGCCAGCACCAUUCAGCAUUAUGGAUUUGAUGGAACCCCCCCGAAUUGAGAUCAUAGAGGGAACCCCUGAGACCACCCCAGAGGGGUCUGGCAGCCCUGCCAGCCCACUUCCAAUAGAGGACUUCCCAUGGGAGAUCAUCAAAAAGCAAAAGCCUCAUAAGCAGCCAGAAACAGGAUGCCACACAGGUGGACACAGGAGCGCCAGUCUAGAACUAUGGAGCAGAAAGUACACAAGCGGGCCCAUGUCAUAUCUGUCUAUGUCAUUCUAUGCGUUGAUUACCUGGGUCUGUCUUUCUAACACAAGCUGCUUGCUCCUUGCAGGGAUUCAGUUUCGUCUCCCUACUUCGUGCAGUGUGGACCGCGCUCAGCCACCUCCAGCGGUAUCAUUUCCUACCAGUUACAAGAAGACCCCACCUCCUGUGCCCCCGCGCACCACCACCAAGCCUCUUAUCUCUGUGACAGCCCAGAGCAGCACAGAGUCCACACAAGAUGCCUACCACGACGGCAGGCAUCCACGGGGCGGUCUGUGGACCACGGAUAGCCUUGGUCGUCCCAUCUACAGCUCCAUGGACAGCCUGGACAGCACCAAGGCGGUCACCAUGGCCAUGGAGUCAGCAGCAGGCAAGAGGCAUGCGUCUUUGGGCAGCCACACCUCUGUCCAGACGUGCGACAAAGCAGUGCUGGUGUCCAAGGCCGAGGAGUACCUCAAAACCCCAAGAUCCUCUAUUGGUAUACAGGUAGAAACUGUGACGGACUCUGAGACUGAAACUAAAGGCCUUCCUCAGUUCCAUUCUAUAGGGAUCCAGGUGGAGGAUCAUAAACGGCAUGGGAGGUUCAAGCGCUCAAACAGCGUGACCACAGCGGUACAGGCAGACAUGGAGCUGGAGGGCUUCCCCUCCAUGGAGGACAAGGGCCUGCAGUUCGGCGGUGGCUUUGGUCGCCACUCUGAGCCCAGCACGCCCACGCAGUACGGUGCCAUCCGCACGGUGCGCACGCAAGGCCUGUUCAGUUACAGGGAGGACUACCGGCCUUCCAGCGGACCCCCCAGCCCUCAGCCUGAACCCUGGCUGGUCGAACCCAGUCUGCAGGGCGCGGAAGCGGGCCGAGUCUCUCCCCUCCGCAGGGACGGCAGCUGGUUCAUGCAGCUCCUUCACAAUGAAACCAAACGGCUUGAAGGGUGGUGCAAAGAGAUGGAGAGAGAGGCAGAGGAGCAUGACCUGUCAGAGGAGAUCCUAGGGAAAAUCCGGAGUGCAGUUGGAAGUGCUCAGCUACUAAUGUCUCAAAAGUUUCAGCAGUUUUACUGGCUGUGUCAGCAGAAUCUGGACCCCAGUGCCAUGCCCAGACCCACAUCUCAGGACCUGGCUGGAUUCUGGGACCUCUUGCAGCUUUCCAUCGAUGACGUCACUGCCAAGUUUGAUGAGCUGCAGCAGAUCAAGAGCAACCAGUGGCGGCUGGUAGGGAGCCCAGAGAAGAAGGAGCGAAAGUGGCCCCCACCAUUGCCAAAGCGGCCAUCCAAGGGGCGUGGCAGCAUGAUGCGCGAGCGAUCUCUGGACCUUCAGGACCGCCAGCGACAGGAAGCUCGCAGACGCCUCAUGGCUGCCAAACGAGCAGCUUCUUUUAGACAGAACUCAGCCACAGAGAGGGCAGACAGCAUCGAGAUCUACAUCCCUGAGGCCCAGACGCGACUUUGA
This is a messenger RNA of Labrus bergylta (ballan wrasse), 3961 nucleotides long. NCBI's taxonomy places the organism in Eukaryota, Metazoa, Chordata, Actinopteri, Labriformes, Labridae. The record is from RefSeq and is a predicted model, not a curated record.